This is a messenger RNA of Scatophagus argus, 2175 nucleotides long. It is a transcript of the gene ppp2r2d, whose product is annotated as protein phosphatase 2, regulatory subunit B, delta. Lineage: Eukaryota; Metazoa; Chordata; Actinopteri; Scatophagidae. Gene Ontology annotation, cellular component: protein phosphatase type 2A complex; cytosol. The transcript has 10 exons. The record is from RefSeq and is a predicted model, not a curated record. The coding region runs from base 191 to 1534 and encodes 447 amino acids. Gene Ontology annotation, biological process: peptidyl-serine dephosphorylation. Gene Ontology annotation, molecular function: protein phosphatase regulator activity; protein binding.
CAUGACAUCAUUUCUCCAUGUACUGUGCGCCAUUUUGGACGAAAAAAAAUCACGGAUAAUUUCCGUGGUCUUGACAGAUCUGGACCCGAGUCUUCACACUGAUUGUGGAUGCUAUCUAUUUCCCCGAGCAAGCCGCAUUGGUUGAUUAGGUAUUGGAAGCCGUGUACAGCAAGUGCUGCUACAUGAAGCAAUGGCGGGAGUUGCAGGAGGAAAUGAUUUUCAGUGGUGUUUCUCUCAAGUGAAAGGAGCGAUAGAUGAAGAUGUUGCGGAAGCGGACAUAAUCUCAACAGUUGAGUUCAACUAUUCUGGAGAAUUGCUUGCAACUGGAGAUAAAGGAGGCAGAGUAGUGAUAUUUCAACAUGAACAGGAGUCUAAGAAUCGUCCACACCUGCGUGGGGAGUACAACGUCUAUAGCACUUUUCAGAGUCACGAGCCAGAAUUUGACUAUUUGAAAAGUUUAGAAAUUGAGGAAAAAAUUAAUAAAAUAAGAUGGCUACCCCAACAAAACGCUGCUCACUUUCUACUUUCGACAAAUGAUAAAACUAUCAAAUUGUGGAAAAUAAGUGAAAGAGAUAAACGAGCGGAAGGUUACAACCUGAAAGAUGAAGAUGGACGACUCAGAGAUCCCUUUAGAAUCACCUCUUUACGGGUACCAGUACUGAUGCCAAUGGAUCUCAUGGUAGAAGCAAGCCCACGGAGGAUCUUUGCAAAUGCGCACACCUAUCACAUUAAUUCCAUUUCUGUAAAUAGUGAUCAUGAAACGUACCUCUCUGCAGAUGACCUAAGAAUAAAUCUAUGGCACUUGGAAAUCACAGACAGAAGUUUUAAUAUUGUAGACAUCAAGCCCGCCAACAUGGAGGAACUGACAGAAGUAAUCACAGCUGCUGAGUGCCAUCCACAUCAAUGCAAUGUAUUUGUGUACAGCAGUAGCAAAGGCACCAUCCGCCUGUGUGACAUGCGGGCAGCAGCACUCUGCGAUAGGCACUCAAAGUUCUUUGAGGAGCCUGAGGAUCCAAGCAGCCGAUCCUUUUUCUCUGAGAUCAUCUCCUCCAUCUCGGACGUGAAGUUCAGUCACAGCGGACGCUAUAUGAUGACACGUGACUACCUCUCCGUCAAAGUUUGGGACCUCAACAUGGAGAACAGGCCAGUGGAGACGUAUCAGGUCCAUGAAUACCUUCGCAGUAAACUCUGCUCCUUGUAUGAAAACGACUGCAUCUUUGACAAGUUCGAGUGCUGCUGGAAUGGCAGUGACAGUGCCAUCAUGACUGGCUCCUACAACAACUUCUUCCGAAUGUUUGACCGCAACACCAGGCGGGACAUCACACUAGAGGCAUCCCGGGAGAGCAGCAAACCACGGGCCACGCUCAAACCACGCAAAGUGUCCACUGGUGGCAAGAGGAAGAAGGAUGAGAUCAGCGUAGACAGCCUGGACUUCAACAAGAAGAUCCUCCACACUGCCUGGCACCCCAAAGAUAACGUGAUAGCUGUGGCAGCCACAAACAACUUGUACAUUUUCCAGGACAAAAUCAACUAGAAGAUUUGGGACUCCAGAGGAUAGGGCUUUUACCGUACCUGUGUAGUUAAGCCUACUACUUGUCUAUCUGUAUAAGAAGAAACAGCCUCGUUGUCCUCCUGGUGAAGAAUUCGAAAGCACGUGUCUACUUUUUUUGCCACAGGAGGUUGAUCCAUAGGCCUGUUUUAUUUUGAGUCUGAGCUUAGGUUGUUUUUGCCUUUGGCACCAGGGCAAUCAACAUGCCCCCCUGACCCAGAAAGCCCAAUUCGGGUCUAAUUGAUGGAAUGGCACUCCCUAGAGGUCAAACUCUUGAACGUUGGUGUUUGUGUUGACAUUUUAAGCCUUCAUUUCAUGAUUUAACAACAGAACUCUUGGAAGCCCUUAAAAUGACGUCUUGUCAAAGUUGUAACAUCAUCUCAAAGAUUAUGGGCCCUCUGAAGCACGAAUUAAUGGCCAAAAAGCCUAACUGUAACAUUCCCCCAUUGGCCAUGUAUCCAGGCCAAACUGCUGGUGGAAGAGGCCAUGAAUUUGGAAAGUGGACCUGUUUCUUUUCUCCCCCUCCCUCCUCUUACUUUACCCCAGUCAAUACAGUGACAUAAUUUCAUUGACUGUAUCUACUCAAGUACACCUUGUCAUCCACAUAAUAAAAGAAACUAAAACUA